GAUACACAUUUCUGAGACGCAUCUGCGGUGAGGUGAAGAUGCCUUGCCAAACGACGACCUUCCAGCCAUUGGCCGAUCGCUCCUAUAGCAUCUAAGCUAUGCCGCCUCUGUCUCGCUCUUGUGGGUCCAACUGCUGAUGACUGCUCCUUGAAUUUGAAGAGCUCUUUAGUCGAAAGGGAGAGUUUAUCUCCGAGAGCUGAAGAAUCGCGCAGAUUUCCUCACUUGUCAGAAAUGAACCAUCUCACCUUUGUCAAGUUGCAACAGGCAAGUUCUGAACACUCUGCUGCUUUUUGUGCUUAUUUCAUGGUGAUGUUGUAACAAAAGAUGUGAGAGGCCAAAUUAUUUUUCAUGAGACGAGGAGGAAACAUGCCUGAAGUGUCAACUCGCUGUGAGUGCUGAAUCAGCUCAGCAGCAGUUUUGGUUCACCCCUGAGCAGACCUGCUGGAUCACGCCAGGUUUUUCAUGUGAAGUCGUGGGGCAGGGCAGAAGUCAACAGACAAGCAUGGAGGAGCUGCUGAGCGGCUGAAGUUGAGAAUGAUUCAGCAGGAACGGAGCCACUCAUCCAGCGUUUGACCCGGUACUCCUGCGGAUCGACUGGACCAGAGGGAUGAACAAGAACGAGGAGACGUCGGGCAACUGACCCUGGCCUGGACCUCAUGAAGACCCUCUGGACAUGUCUGGAGUCGUUUCUCCAACUGAAGAUGUGGAGGCUUCAUCUGACGACACUCUCAUGAGAAGCUACAGCGCCGUUGCCUCAUUUCAGCUGUCAGAAUGUCUCGAGCUGACUACAAAUACCACCGUGUCCCAGACGUGGCCCGCCUCCACAGUGUGCUGCUGGCUGAGAAGACUGUCAAUGCACCCAUCCGGACGUUUUUGAGCUACGACCGUCUCAAGGUCAAGUGGUUUCCCCUGCAGUCUGACCUGUGCGGCCUCUCAAAAUUCAAAUUUGUGAGUGUCCUGUUCGCACUGACGCUGACGUUCAUGGUCGGAGCCUCGUACGUCCUGAGCGGGAGCAGAGACAGACUGCUGUUCAUCCCGCCUCCAUAUCAGAUCUUCACCAGCGUAGUUCCACCCAGUUCUCUUGAGGAACGUCUCAUAGACCUGGUGAAUCUCAUCGAGUCCAAGCUGGAGUACCCGCCCAGGAGGGCUCCUGAUCCAAGUGAGGUCAUGAGAAACGAUUCACAAGUAUUCUCUAGAAUUCCGCACCAGUUUCUUCCAGGGGUCAAAAGUCCCUGCUGGUACGAGAAGAUAUCCUCGGAAAUCGCUGCGGAUCUUUACAAAACCAACAACUACAACCAAAAGUCAGUCUUUAAAAGCGCAGCCCAACGUCUCAGAAGCCGCUUCCAACACCUCUACCAAGGAAAACAGCAUCGCCUGCGCUGCCUGCCGUACUUCUACAUCAUCGGCCAGCCGAAAUGUGGCACCACGGACUUGUUCUACAGACUGAUGAUGCAUCCGGAGGUCAGGUUCAACAUCAUGAAAGAGCCUCACUGGUGGACCAGAAGGCGCUUCGGUGACACCCGUGUCAAAGGUGGCUUCGAUGGAAGAUUCCCUCUGCAAGAUUAUUUGGAUUUGUUUGACUACGCUGCGUUUAAAAUUGAGGAAGCCAAAACCGGAAAUUCAACAGGAGACCUCAGCAGCCUCAUCGUCACAGGUGAAGCCAGUGCCUCGACUAUGUGGGACAACAAGGCCUGGAGCUGCCUUCACGGAGACAAGGGAGACUCAGGUCCUCCCUUCCUCGUCCAGGAUUUUAUCCACACGGUCCAACCCGCUGCCAAAAUCAUCGUCAUGCUCCGAGAUCCAGGGGAGAGGUUGUAUUCGGAUUACCUGUAUUUCAACACGGGCAACAAGUCGGCCCAGGACUUCCAUCAGAGAGUCACUGAGUCUGUCCAGCUGUUCCAGUCCUGCUUGCUGGAGAGGAGCCUGCGCUCCUGCGUGUACAACACCACCCUCUCCAAGAUGAUGGCGGUGAGACUUCACCUGGGCAUGUACGUCGUCUUCCUACUGGACUGGCUGACGGUUUUUCACCGGGAUCAAGUUCUGGUUCUCCGGCUGGAAGACUACGCCGUCAGCUUCAAAAAGUGCAUGAAGAAAGUCACUGACUUCCUGGCGCUAGGUCCGUUAUCUAAACCGGAGGAGGCGUCGCUCACCGAUCAACCCAUGUAUAACAGCCGGCGGGAAAAAGACCGGCAGCUGGGUCCGAUGCUUCCAACCACCAGAACACUUCUUAGAGAAUACUACAAGCCUUUCAACCAGAAGCUGGCUCGUGUUCUGGACGACGCAGUGUUUCUCUGGAGCGACACCUGAUGCUUGAGGCUGUUCUGAACGUCUUUAUGGAUUGGCUUCGAUAUUUAUUUUGUUUUUAAGAUGUGAGACAGUGAUGUGUUUGGUAUAAAUGUGUAUUUUUAUAAAA
Molecule: messenger RNA, 2413 nt
Organism: Synchiropus splendidus (mandarinfish)
Lineage: Eukaryota; Metazoa; Chordata; Actinopteri; Syngnathiformes; Callionymidae
Product: carbohydrate sulfotransferase 15-like
Exons: 9
Coding region: 772-2307 (511 amino acids)
Biological process (GO): hexose biosynthetic process
Molecular function (GO): N-acetylgalactosamine 4-sulfate 6-O-sulfotransferase activity
Source: RefSeq, a predicted model, not a curated record